UCGCAAUGUGAUGACGUAAACGGAGAGUGACGCCACCGGCACAGAGUAACUCUCUCCACGAGUGGGGCAACUUUCUCUUGAGCAAAUUGCCAUAUCUGCUGCUAUUUAAUUCUUUCGUCCAUGUCAUUUUGCUGUGGUAGAAUAUGAACCGCUGGGGAGUACCGUAAGUCGGGCCACAAUUGCUCUCCUUUAGGGUUUUUUCGAAACCGAGGGGCUGCAAAAUCACACACACUCAGCAGUGACAGACCGCGGGAAAAUGUCGUCGCUUCCUGUGCAGUGAAGUCUUGGCGCGACAUCACAGUUGUAAACAACGGGAGGACACAUAACAAUACGCAAAUAAGAACUCCUUGAGAGCCACAGAGGUACUUGGAAUAAUGGAGAACAUUGAGAUAAAUGAUGCUUCUGGUCUCUUGGUACCUGAUGUCAAUGAAGACUCUGUGGAUAUCUAUGAUGGCCUGGAAAUCAACUCUAGCAGCACUUCUGACAAGUCAUCUGCAAAUGCUUCUCAGCUGAAAGAGUCAAUGGAUCUCUAUGAAGAAAUUGUCACAGAGGAACAGAAGAACAGAGAGUCAGUGUACUCUGAGUUGAAGUCCAGGUUCGAAGCAGCUCAAAACCAAAUUAAAGAGUUGCGCAGGAGACUGGAGCAGAUGGAGUUGCAGAAUACAGGGUUGAACACUGAGAACUGCCGUUUAAAAAAGAACAUCUCUGCACUCUUACGAACAGCUAAAAUGGAGGUGAUGCGAAAAGAUGCUGAGAUUCAGAGACUGAACCAAUUGUCAGAAAAAGGUCGCUAUCAUCGGCCUCACAUUAAUAAUCUACGGGAUCAAAAUUUGUCCAGUCGAACCUCAACAGACAGCUCCAAGAGUAGGCCUCCUCCUCCACCAUCCUCCAGUCCCCCACCUCUGCCCCCAGCAUCCAGUCUUCCCCCUCCUCCUCCUCCUCCUCACCCUCAUCCCCCACCACGCAGAGCUUACCCUCCUCCUGCACCAUCCAGUCCUCCUCCACCUCUUCCCCCUCUACCGGCUUCACCUUCUAGGAAGGAUCAUCCUCCACAGGAACCCUCUCAACCUUCCAGAAAGGAAAGCGAUAAUCUCACCUGUCGGCCCAGUGGGUCUUUUAUUGAGACUGGAUCUUCAAAAGUGUCUUCUCACAGUCAUUCAAAAAGUUCUUCAAGGGCAGAUUGUGAUGUGCCUGAUAAACAGACUGACCAAUCUGCCAGAAAAUCCGGUAGCUGUUCAUCAACCCGACGUAAUGAGUCAGACAAACAAAAGUACAAGCCCAGAGAGGAAAAAUGUCAAAGUCAAAAACUAUCUGACUCAACAGAUAGGAGACAUAGAACUGGUUCAGAUCCCAGCAAGGAUUGUCAUGUUGCUGAGAAAAACAGAUCUCACAAAGCAGACAGAGGCACAGGACAACGAUAUGACUCCAGAUCACGUACAAGCAAAAACUACCUGAAUGCUGAGGGGCACCAUAGAUCAGAGAGGACCAGAAGCCCUCCAUCAGAGAUUUUACAUAGUACAACUUCUUCUGAUGACAAGAAAGGGAGAGGUCGAGAACGGAGACAAGAUAAAUUUAAAAUGUCCACCUCAGACUCCGAACAUAGUAUAGCUUAUAGUGCAGCUCACAGUUCUAAAGACAGUUACAACAGAGAUCAUAAAAAAAUCAAGACCGGUGACCAACAUAUCAGAAUUUCAGACUCAAAAGAUCGGGAAAAAACUUUAAACCAACAUGGCGAGGGCCACCGUGAUUCCUCCAAAGAGUGGAAAGGGGAUAGACUGUCAAAGGAUUGUCAAAGGAAAGAGGAUAGACGACAUGAAGAUGCAAUCAACAGAAAACACAAGAGGAGCUCUUCGUCAGAGACAAGCAGGGAACGUGAGAAGCAGAGAUCAAAAGAAACAGACAAAAGUAAAGUGCUCGUCUGUAAUAAGGAAAGAAAAGAAAAGACACAAGAGGCCUUAAAAAGAUCAUGCAAAGAACCAAACAUCACAGAGAAAAGCUCUGUGGAGGAAAAUAGUCCAAACAGGAAGCUGUGUUUCAUGGAAACUUUGAAUCUAACCCUUUCACCAAUUAAGAGGCCAAUGUUGGCUGUUAAUGCCAGCCAGGAUGAUCCCACACCAGCAGACAAGGUUGUUGAAAAUAGACCAGAUGAUGAUGAGUCUUCACAACCUAAUGUUGAAGACAUGUGUGUUAUCGAUGAAUUGGACUGCAGUGAAGUAGAAGCAGGAUUGGAAGAUGUUGCUGAGCCAUCAAAUAUCCCCAAAACUCCAGGAUUGGAAAAGGUACAGAGGCAUGAUGAUGUGAAUCAUGUCAAAAAAAGAGAGAAAACCAGAAGUGAAACUCCUGCAGCUGACAAGCAACUUGAAGACCAUUCAGUCCAAACUACCUCAGCUUAUAGCCAGUCCCUUGAUACUGCAGAGACAUUUGCUCACCUCAGUGAGAAAUCACCAGAGAGUAGUUCUCUGAAAGCUACAAAUUGGAACAGUUCAAAAAAUUAUGAGGACAAACCCAAGUUGGCCUCAAACAGCCAAGUAAAUGAAUGUGGACCUCAGGAGGCUACAGAUGGUGUUGGUGAUACAUCUGGAAGCACCUCUGAACAACACACAAGCAAUUCUUUACAAAAAGUAGACCUUAUAAACGAUACUGAUCAAUUUGUUGCUGUGCCCGAACCCACUGUGCUCGAUUCAAAUGUCCAACUGAAAGAUGGAACUUCUGAAAAUUUAGUACAGAAAAGCCUCCCUGUGGAUUCAGUCAAAGAAGGCGCAGCUGCUUCACCAUCAAGGGAAAAUCCGGUAGCUGAAGAAGUUCCUGACAAGGCCAAGCCCACUUCACCCACUAUCCUACCUCAGGAGUGUCAGGAAGGACUGUGUCCUCCAGCUUCCAGCUCCAUUAACGAGAAAGAUGCAGAUGCCGUAUCCAGUACAAUAAGCCUGGAAUCACUUCCACAAGAAGGGCUGAGUCUUCCUGAGGCUAUUUACAUUUUAACACGGACAAGUGAAGAUGCCACCGACAGCAGUAACAUUGCAAGUGAGCCAAGUUCUUCUACUGGUUGUAUCGCAGUGUCCAAAGUCAGCAGUACAACGGAGGAGAUGGUACUGCCAAAGAAGUACAAUGACCUCACUUUCACACCAAAGAAGAGCUUCAGUCCUGGGAAGAGCCAUGAGAAUAACUCUGAGCCUUCCAGUUCUGUGCCAUUACUCCACGAUGAGGACUCCAUGAUGCGCACCCUGAGCAAUUUGAAGAGGAUCCCUGAUGCCAUAAGCCCUCUGAGGAGCCCUGUACGGAUAACUAAGAGAAGUUAUCUCCAUGUUCAUGGCAAGCCAGGUCAUGUAAAGAGCCUUGAGAAAGAUUUCUCCGGCACAGUGGUUGAUGGCAGCUCAAAGAAGUUGGAUGUGAACAAAGAAAACAAAUAUCCGGGUUCUACGGCAAAACAUGACACGCAAAACUUGGUAGACAAGGUAUCUGACCUGACUUCAACCCUCUCUGAUAAUGAACUGGAAGAAGGAGAAAUUUUAAGUGAAAGUGAUGAGGCAGCUGCAGGUUCUCCCACUCCUGCAACCAAGAGGGCAAAGCUGGCACCACCAGUCAGAAAUAAACCAAGUCCUAAGACUGUGUUAAAGAGGACAUCUAAAGAGCAGUGUGUUGCAUCAAAAGAAACUAAUGAGAUAGCCGGUGCGUCGACACAAAGUCCAAAGAGUCGUUUUAAAACAGUUUGUCCCGCAGCCACCAAAGCUUCGUUUUCCACCAUAGAGGAAGUAAUGGAAACAUUCAAGUUGGUUCGUUCUGAAAUCCGAAAAAAGUACAUGAAGCUUCAUAAAACCUUUCCCAAGAAGAGCUUCUAUGGUGUGAUGGACAACUUCCGGGAGUCUUUUUUAGAAUUUGUGGAUGGUGCUCAUUUUGGUCAGAUAUCCAAUCAGCAAGGAGAGCUGAAAUCCAAGCUGAAGAAAUUGAUUGCAUCUGUAUUUAGCAAAGUAUCAAAUAAUGGUAUAGUGAAACGCAUAUUUGAACAACAAGCAGUUGAUCUGAAGCAAAAGUUGUGGGAUUUUGUAGAUGUCCAAGUUGACUACUUGUUUAGGGACGUUUACAUAACAAUGAAGAGCCUUUGCAAACCAAUAAGAGCUCAGGCCAAGGACAAUAGGCCCAGUGGGAAAGAGAAGGUUUCUAGACAGCCUCCUGCAAAGAACCCACAAUGUCAUCAAAAGGAAGCACAGUGUGCUCCAACCAACCAAAAUCAAAAUAAACCCGUGGCACCUUACAAGACAGGCCUUGGAAGCAGAGGCAAAGAUAUCAGAAUCACACCUGUGGAAAAAGACAGGAAUGUUGAUCUGCAUCCAACAAAUUGCCUGAAUACACAAACUGUCAACUUACUUCCUGCUGAAAAUAUUCCAUCAACUCCACAGAAAAAUAACAUAUCAUCUUUGGCUGUCUCUCAAAAUGGCUCUUUGCUUGACAAAACUGACUUUGAGCUACUCACAGAACAGCAGGCCUCCAGUUUAACAUUUAAUUUGGUGAGGGACACUCAAAUGGGAGAAAUCUUCAAGUGUCUCCUGCAGGGUUCUGACUUACUAGAAACCAGUGGGGUCACUGGAGACAACACAACUUGGUCCCUUGGUACACCAAGGAAGGAUGGAGAGAGAUUCAUCAGCAUCACCACUCCAACUAAAUUUGACUCUCCAUCUAAGCUGCUUUCUCCAUCAAAAUUUGAUACUCCUUCCAAACUUAUUGCAACAUGGUCUAGCAUUUCACCUCGCAAGAUGUCCUCCCCACGAUCCAAAGGUCAGAUCCCACUUAAUCCAGCGUUAUUUGAUGAAAGUUGCUUGUUAGAAGUGCCAUCAGAGAGUAGAGCAAUGCUACAGUCAAGUUCACAGAGGUCGUAUUCCAUUCUAGCUGAAGAUCUGGCAGUCUCUCUCACCAUUCCAUCACCUCUAAAGUCAGACAGCCAUCUCAGCUUCCUACAGCCAUCAAACAUGCACAUCAUGUCCACUCCAGACAGUGUUAUCAGUGCCCACAUAAGUGAGGACGCUCUGCUGGAUGGGGAAGAUGCUACAGAACAGGACAUUCACCUGGCCCUUGACACUGACAACUCCAGCUGUGGCUCCAGUAGUAGCAUGGCCUCGGAAGUACUUGCCACACCUUUUGUAUUCAAGCCUGACUUGCCCAUGCAGGCACUAGUGAUGGAGAAGUCCAAUGAUCAUUUCAUUGUGAAGAUUCGUCAAACCCCCACAAGUGCAGAUACCACACUCACUGCUGAUGACAGCUUAGGCCAAACGCUAACAGAAGAAGAUCAGCAACGUAGGGAAGAUGGAGUGGCAACUCAAAACAGUCAAGUUUUUUCUGACAAAUCACCAAAGGGUAUUUCCUCAAAUGGUGUACCAUCAGAGAACAACAUGUCUAACCUUCCUGAAUGCCCUGGGGUCGGUCAGGCUGUCACCGGUGCAGAUAUCCAUCUCACUCAAGAUGAGAGUUUAACACUUACAAAAGAUGCAGCUCAGAAAAAUAAGUUAACUCAACAAAACACCUUAAAAGUUUGUUUUCCAGAGGAUUCACAGAAACUGUCAGAGUCUCUGAAAAGCCUUCAUGAAACUACUACUCCUAAUAACAGUUUGCACUUUGGUACUCAAAGCUCUGAUAAAUUCUUUGAGCGGAUCAGCCAGGCAACCACCAGAGAAAGUAUCACAGUCGUUGAUGAUGAGAAUGCAAGUCAAACAUGCUCCGGAAAGGAAGACAUGACAACUCAGCAAAGUCCCUUGACAGCUCUUUUGUUUGAGUCAGAGAACAGUCCACAUCACCCUGCUGAAUGCUCUGAAGGAAAUCAAAGGAGCCCAGAGUUGGAUUCCAAAGUUUUUGAUACAGAAAGAGGUGAAAUGGAGGUGACCGAUUCAGAGAGAAGCUACACCAAUGCAGAAGGGACUGUAACACCAGAGAAAGACCGAAGGGAUUGUGGCAAAGGUAGCAAACGGAAGAAGCACCAUGUGAAAUCAAAAGCCAAGCGGUCCAGAAAGGAGGAAGAGGAGAGUACAGAAGAAGUGGUGCUGGAUUGCAACAACGAUGAUAGCGAAUCCAAAUCGUCACCAUCUUCUGUGUACACCAAUGGUAUCUAUGCCAAGAAUGUCAUCAGGAAGAAGGGAGAGGUGGUGAUGUCAUGGUCCAGAGAUGAAGAUCGAGCUAUUCUAAUUGACCUGAAGUCAAAAGGUGCUUCACGUGAGACUUUUUCUGCCUUGUCAGAGAAACUUAAUAAGCCAUCAGGGCAGAUUGCUCACAGAUUUUACCAACUCAUGAAGCUUUAUAAGAAGCAGGAGAAGAGGGACACUUGAUUGCUCAGACUGUCUGUUUUGUUUUGUGGAAAUAGUUCAUUCACAUGCUGUGGCAUCAACAUAGGUAUGUAGGCUGCUGUUCAUGUGACAUGGUGCAUGAAGCCAUGACCACAGGGUGGUCACAGGGUUGAUCCCCUCAUAGGCUAGUCUCUUUAUGAAGAUCUGGAGCAGUUUAAGUCAGGCUUUGUUUUUCAAAGGAUGGUCAGAACAGUCCAUCAAGGUAUUUGGUUCUGGAUAGUGAACUGUACCUGGCCAUAUUGUUUAAAAAGUAUUCAAAGUGUGAAAAAUAAGACUUCCUCAACACAACUGGCAAGAUAGACUAAUGUGAAUGGUGGAACAUCCAAAAUACAGUUAACGUUAGUGUUGUUGUUUUUGAUGCACUUUCAGGUUUUGGAGUAUCCCCACUGCAGUUACUGCGUGGUGCUGGCUAUUUUCUGGUGUAUUCUUAAUGUCAGUUCUAGGUGCAGCAUCUGCUUUCAGUCUUUGCCCAUCUAAACAUUGAGUCCUAAAUUUGUGUUUUUCUCAAAACAGUGGGGGGGAAAGCUGCUUUUGCACUGGGAUAAUUCCAGGUUCCAGUGCAGUGUGCUCAGAUUCUCCUAAAUUAAGUGACAUUUGCAGUUCCUGAAGUUAGAGGGCGCUCACUGGAAACAACUUGAAACAUCACCCAUAAUUGGGACAUUUUAUUCUAAUUUUGUAUGUGGUAUUUUGGAUCUUGUUUUAAUGAAUAUAUUUGUCUAUAGGAGGAUGGGCUACUACAUAUAUUUGAAGGUUGUUAAAAUGUUUAGAAGUCCAUUUCAUGUAGAGGACAAUACAUUUAUCUGUGUUAAUACAAAUGAAACCUUUUAUCUGUGGGCCUAAAUGGCUUUUUGUUUGACCCAUCCUACUUAUCAACUGCAUGGAAUGCAAUAUUGUGAAUAUUGUGCGGAAUUCUUUACUGAAAAUAAAGUUUUAUUUAUUUAU
Molecule: messenger RNA, 7271 nt
Organism: Scatophagus argus
Lineage: Eukaryota; Metazoa; Chordata; Actinopteri; Scatophagidae
Gene: casp8ap2
Product: caspase 8 associated protein 2
Exons: 10
Coding region: 375-6311 (1978 amino acids)
Biological process (GO): Fas signaling pathway; extrinsic apoptotic signaling pathway via death domain receptors
Cellular component (GO): mitochondrion; PML body
Molecular function (GO): transcription corepressor activity
Source: RefSeq, a predicted model, not a curated record